CGAUUUAGUUGUCAAGAGAAAUCUGAACCAGAAUCAUAUCACAACAGUUUUUACUGCCGAAACGAAUACAACUACUCGUCUGAGGAUAAAAAAUAUAGCAGUUGUUUAAAUUAAAAGUACUUUUGGCACGAGACGAAUAUGUCCCCAGUUCCCAACCAGGAUGAAGGCUCGCAGUCCUGCCCACAGGUUGACACCUUGGACCAGAAGGAGGAGCCUGACCAGGACUCGAUGAAAGUAGUGGAACUAGGCGACGAGCUCGGCCAAGAGGAACCUUUGGAUUAUAAUGAUACAUCGGUUGAAGAAUUGGUCGAGAAGUGGAAGCAGCGCUCCGAGGAGCGCGACUGUCAGUAUGCGUCCAUCGGUUUGCAGUCCGAGAAGAUACUUGCGGAGCUAUGCUCCAUUUCUGAGCAAAUAAAGCAGAUCCAAAUGAGGUCCAACGAGGAGGCAGCUGAUAAUCAAGCAGCCGGUGAUCAACGCGACGGUAAUCAAGGCGAAAUCGAUCAAGGCAAUGGCGAUCAAGACAAUACUGAGCCACAAGAUGACGAGAAUAAAGAAAAUUCGAAUCGAGUCAAUGCUGAUCAAGGUUAUUACCAAUGGGAUGCCGAUCAAUUCUUUGUCUACCAAGGGGAUGCUGGUCAAGGGAGCGCCGGACAAGGGGAUUCUAAUCAAGACGAUGCUGAUACAGCCCCGUCGUCGGUGUCGCCGGCCUAUUUUACCUUCUAGGCGCAGUUUACUUUGUUUAUUUUUAAUUAAAUUUGAACUUUUUCGGCCA
Drosophila pseudoobscura is the source of this 772-nucleotide messenger RNA. RefSeq lists its product as uncharacterized. The coding region runs from base 139 to 723 and encodes 194 amino acids. NCBI's taxonomy places the organism in Eukaryota, Metazoa, Arthropoda, Insecta, Diptera, Drosophilidae. The record is from RefSeq and is a predicted model, not a curated record. The transcript is spliced from 2 exons.